UUUAGGAUCCACCGUCCACGUCAACGUAUGUCCACCGAGAAAUCACGGGUAGAUGUUGUCUGACGUCAUCUAUUUUGUCGACAUCUAUCAGGUCUCCUCCAUAUCUACACGCCUUCCGUUCGUCUUUGCGUCGCACAGUCAUAGCCUUCUUCCUCGCAGCUCACAUGGAGUCCUCGCAGCAGCAGCAGCAGCAGCAGCAGCGCCUCGACGACAGCUUCUCCUACGGGUGGCUGGUGAGCGUCAAGCCGUCCGAGCCCCUCGGUGACAGUCACCGCUCCGUCGACACCCAGGACGGCGGCGGCUCCUUCAUCGAGCUCGACCCCGGCUACAUCUCCAUGCGUUGGACGGACGACGGCCACGACUUCGACUUCAGCCUCCCGGAGCCGCACCACCAGGCCCAGGUCCAAGCCGACCAGAUCUUCUCCGACGGCCACCUCCUGCCGCUUCACCUCCGUAGCCCGUCCGCCGGGGAGGCAGGCAAAUCCCAGCCGACGUACUCGUGCGCGGUGCCGAGUCGAGCCGCCUCGGCCAACUCGUCGCCGCUGUUCCACUCCGCGAAGAGCUCGCCCUACUGCGCGAGCUCAUGGUCGCCCAGCAGCAGCCUCGCCUCGAGGAGCGGCAAGUUCCAUUCGCAGCUCGUCAGGAGCUGCGCCAAGUCGCCCAAGAAGAUCCUGUGCAAGUACUUCUGCUUCCUGAUGCCAUUGUACAAGAUGGUGAAAGAUUUCAGACGGAGUUCUUGGAGAUCGGUAGGCAGCUGCAAGGACUCGGCGAGGAGCUCUCCGAGGACGAGCAAUGCCUUGUCAAGCAUAGAUUGGUGCCGCAGCAACGCCGAUAUCUCGAUCUACGAUGCGAUUCUCCACUGCAAGAAGUCAAUUGCAAGUUCGAGUGACACGAGAACUGUCUGAAUUCAGAGCUGCAAUGGAGUGUCAUCUUAAGUCCUGCUUUGGAAUUCUUUCAUGAACAAGACAAGUAAGAGAGGACCUGCAGCUGGGCAUGGCUAACAGGGGAGGAGGAAAGCUGCAUGUUUCUCCUUUGUCUCAUCUUGUAGAUUUGAAGAACUUGUAUACUUUGGUGUGAUGAGGAAACACCUCUUCUGUUUCUUUUGUCAGUCGAUUUUUCUGUUUAGCAUCUCACUCGCUCAACCCAAAGAACAAAUAUUUUACUCGA
Molecule: messenger RNA, 1167 nt
Organism: Musa acuminata AAA Group (dessert banana)
Lineage: Eukaryota; Viridiplantae; Streptophyta; Magnoliopsida; Zingiberales; Musaceae
Product: probable membrane-associated kinase regulator 6
Exons: 1
Coding region: 165-905 (246 amino acids)
Source: RefSeq, a predicted model, not a curated record